Molecule: messenger RNA, 1466 nt
Organism: Eucalyptus grandis
Lineage: Eukaryota; Viridiplantae; Streptophyta; Magnoliopsida; Myrtales; Myrtaceae
Product: L-type lectin-domain containing receptor kinase IX.1-like
Exons: 1
Coding region: 281-1333 (350 amino acids)
Biological process (GO): protein phosphorylation
Cellular component (GO): plasma membrane
Molecular function (GO): protein kinase activity; ATP binding
Source: RefSeq, a predicted model, not a curated record
UUUCUCAGCAGCGACAGGGCAGUUAUUUGAGGCUCAUACAAUUUUCUCAUGGGAAUUCAACUCCAGUCUACGAAUCCUUGACAACGUAAAUGGCACGACCAAUGCAACUACUAUCGACACACCAAGACAAGGGAAAAAGAGUAAGUCCUGGGUGAAGGGGGCUAUCUUAGGCUUAAGCUCUUUGGUGUUUCUUAUCCUUAUUGCUGGAUUUGGCUGGUACGGUUAUAAGCUAAAGAGAAAUAGAAAUGAUCGAAGUGGAGAAGAAGAAGAUGUUCCGGGGAUGGAUGAAGGAUUUGAACAGUCGAAGGGACCCAAGAAGUACUCCUACAAGGUAUUGGCUGUCGCGACUGACAACUUUGCCAAUGCCCGGUUGCUUGGGAAAGGGGGUUUCGGAGGAGUGUAUGAAGGCCACCUCGCUGAUGCAAAUUCCCGUGUUGCCGUCAAGAAGAUCACUCCAGAUUCUCAACAAGGCAUAAAGGAGUACGCUACAGAAGUGACGACGAUUAGACAUCUAAGGCAUAAAAAUUUGGUGGAGCUCGUCGGCUGGUGUCAUGAGGGAAAUAAGUUCAUACUCGUGUAUGAGUACAUGUCUAAUGGUAGCUUAGACUCUCAUUUAUUCGAAGAGAAAACACUGCUGACAUGGGAAAAGAGGUACAAUAUCGCUCAAGGCAUCGCUGAAGGGCUGAAAUACUUGCAUGAGGAUUUGAAACAAUGUGUCGUGCAUAGGGAUAUAAAGUCUAGCAAUAUCCUACUUGAUGUGCAAUUUGAGGCUAAAUUGGGCGAUUUUGGCUUAGCUCGGAUAGUCGACCGUAACAAAGGAUCGCAAACAACCCUAUUGGCUGGGACCAUGGGAUAUUUGGCCCCUGAAUGUGUCUAUACAGGCAAGACAAGUAAGGAAUCUGAUGUCUAUAGCUUCGGAGUUGUCCUCUUGGAAAUAGCAUGUGGAAGAAGAGCUAUCGAACCGAGGGCAUCACAAGGCCAAAUUCAACUUGUGGAAUGGGUCUGGGAGCUUUAUGGAAUCGGAAAGCUAUUUGAUGCAGCAGAUCCGAAGUUAGGUGAAAAUUUCGACGCAAGACAAAUGGAGUACUUGAUGAUCGUAGGCCUCCGGUGCACUCAUCCAAAUCCUAAGGAACGACCUCCCAUAAGCAAAGCGAUAACCUGUUUGAACUUUGAUGCUUCCCCACCCAUUCUCCCACCGAAGUUGCCCAUCCCAACAUAUAUCAUGCCUCCAUCUUCGACACCCGAAUCGUCGCAUGUCAUGUCCAUCAGCUUCAAAAGUAGUGAACCACCGAGCGCUUACGGUACUGAACUAUCUGCUACUGGCUCUUCCUAGAAGUCUUCCAAUUUAUCUUCUUCUACAUUGCUUCAGAACACUCUGUAAGUUCACUGUUUAUAUGGGUUCUAAAUUGCAACUAUUCAGUUCUAUGAUUUGUAAUGUAUGCAAGCAGACCUUUAGUUUCUAGUUU